AUGGAAACAGGCCCCCCUCAGCUCGAACUCGCGGAAUAUGAUGAGGCUGGAAACGUCACGGCAACCUACAUCGAGACCGGCCCACGCAUUGACGUUAUCCCACCCGAGCAGCGAAAAUCUCCUCUGCUCAGGCUGCUUGACGUCUUCUUACCCGCCGGCUACCCUCAGAGCGUGACGGAAGACUACCUGCCGUUCGUGACAACACCUGUCCCAUUACCCGAUCGAGACUCUCUUCAAGCCUUUUCCAGCUCCAUUGCCGGCCUGCUCUCUUCUCGGGCCGUUCUCGAAGGUGUCGGCGUCGGUGAUGCCAACGCGUCGCCUACUGCGGCUCUGCUCUUGUCUGUGCUCCAGGAAUCGACUGGCCGCAUCGCAACAAUCCUUUUCGCGGCAAGGCUCGGAACCAGUCUGGAGCCUGAAUGUAAGGCCUGGAGACUGGCUGCUGAUUUCUUCAACGAUGCCGCCAUGAUCCUUGAUUGCGUGUCGCCGGCCUUGCCACGCCUACCGCGCGUACUGAUCCUCAGUUUCAGCAGCAUCCUCCGCGCUCUAUGCGGCGUUGCUGCAGGGUCCAGCAAGGCGAGCUUGAGUGCUCAUUUCGCCCGUAUGCAAAACCUCGGAGAAUUGAAUGCGGUGAGCCAUCUUCUCUUUUACUCGGUCACACUCUGA
This is a messenger RNA of Diplodia corticola, 663 nucleotides long. RefSeq lists its product as uncharacterized. NCBI's taxonomy places the organism in Eukaryota, Fungi, Ascomycota, Dothideomycetes, Botryosphaeriales, Botryosphaeriaceae. The transcript has 4 exons. The coding region runs from base 1 to 663 and encodes 220 amino acids. The record is from RefSeq and is a predicted model, not a curated record.